Molecule: messenger RNA, 279 nt
Organism: Paramecium primaurelia
Lineage: Eukaryota; Ciliophora; Oligohymenophorea; Peniculida; Parameciidae
Source: the annotation of a GenBank genome assembly
AUGCUUAUCAAAAUGCUUGGUAAUUAUUAUGAUGCAAUUAUUUGGAAUGAUAAAGCUUUAUUGAUAAAUUCAAAUCAUUUCAACGUUUAUUUAUCAAAGGUAUCAAAUCUAAGUCUAAGACAAUUUUAAUAGCUUAAUGUUUAAAAUAUUCUAAACAAUUAUAAUGAUGCAAUUAUAUGGGCUGAUAAAGUGUUGUCUAUAGAUUAAGAACAUAUCAAUUUAUUAUAGACUAAAGGUUUCUAUUUUUUCUUAAUAAAGGUGAAUCAUUAUAUUCAAUGA